AUGUGUUUCGGAAGUUCCAAGCAGGACGACCCCCGCGCGAGGAAAAAUGCCGACAUUGAGAAGCAGCUGAGGGCCGACCAGAAGAAACAGGCAAAAGAGGUCAAGAUCCUACUCUUGGGUGCCGGUGAGAGCGGCAAGUCGACAGUGUUGAAGCAGAUGCGCCUGAUCCACACCAAGGGCUUCUCACAGAGCGAACGUAGGCAAUGGAAAGUGACCAUCUUCAACAACCUGAUCCACGCCUUCCAAUGCAUUCAAGGUGCCAUGGAAGAGCAUGAGGUCGCCUUCGAGAACCCACAAAACAUCAAAGCGAUGGAAGUCGUCUGCUCGGAACCGGAAAUUGGGACUGAUGAUCCCAUGCCACUAGAUUGCAUGCACGCUUUCAAGAACUUGUGGGACGAUGAUGGUGUGCAGGGUGCCAUUGCAAAAGGUCACGAAUAUGCCCUGCACGACAACCUCGAAUACUACAUGAGUGAUCUCGGCAGGCUCUUCGAAAAGAACUACGUUCCCGGAGACCAGGACAUCCUGCGUGCACGCCUUAGAACGACAGGUAUCAGUGAGACCGUCUUCGAUACCGGAAACCUGACUUUCAAGAUGUUUGACGUCGGUGGUCAACGCUCUGAGAGAAAGAAGUGGAUUCACGUUUUCGACAACGUACAAGUCGUCUUGUUCCUUGUAGCCAUCAGCGGUUUCGACCACGUUCUGGUCGAAGACAAGAAUGGAAACCAAAUGCAUGAAGCUCUGAUGCUCUUCGAGUCCAUUGCCAACAGUCGUUACUUCGAGAAGUCUGGCCUGGUGCUCUUCCUCAACAAACUCGAUCUCUUCACCGAAAAGGUUUCCACAGGCCGAACACGCAUUCGUGAUCACUUCCCAGAUUUCCAAGGCGGCAACACAGAUGUGGCAGCAGGACAGAAGUUCUUCGCCGACAAGUUCCGCAACCUGGUACGGGACCCUACGAAAGAGGUUUACGUGCAUGGCACGACGGCCACAGACACCAACCUACUGGAGAAGACGAUGAAGAGCGUGCAGGACAUGAUCGUCCAACGCAAUCUGCACUCGCUGAUGUUGUGA
Aureobasidium melanogenum CBS 110374 is the source of this 1068-nucleotide messenger RNA. Its product is annotated as G-protein alpha subunit. Gene Ontology annotation, biological process: G protein-coupled receptor signaling pathway; Rho protein signal transduction. The transcript has 4 exons. Gene Ontology annotation, molecular function: guanyl nucleotide binding; G-protein beta/gamma-subunit complex binding; G protein-coupled receptor binding. Lineage: Eukaryota; Fungi; Ascomycota; Dothideomycetes; Dothideales; Saccotheciaceae. Gene Ontology annotation, cellular component: heterotrimeric G-protein complex. The record is from RefSeq and is a predicted model, not a curated record. Bases 1 to 1068 code for a protein of 355 amino acids.